AUGCCUCGCCAAGGAAGAAAAGCAAGAAAGUCGCAUGGAUGGAUGCUUCGACGACUGAAUCUCAUGGCAAAAGCGUGGCCACUAUCGAAGACUAGACAAGGUCUCCAUGAAGAUGUCGCCAGUAGCCCCAAGCGUAGCCACAAAAUUCAGUCCAGCUUAGCCACAUGGCCCAAGGAUUGGGCGGAGACAGGUAAGACGCAGGAAUUUGUCCAGACUGAACAGAGUUUGUGUGUUCUCCCUAGUCGCUUCCUUCUUCCUUUCCAGCCAAGAAGACAGUUGGCCGUCUCACCGUUGGAUAUACGAACGGGAUCGAUUGGCCCCCAGAAGAAGUACCAAUGUCACAAGUGGAAGUCUGUGCAGAGAGCUAUGACUGCUGCGUCUAUUUUCCUAGCCACUGUAGCUCCGGAAGAGUUGACUCAAAGCGGCCAGUGCAGUGCAUAUCAUGGGUCCUGGUGGGCACCGUCGCAUCGCUUGCUUUCUUCACCCUCCCCUUAUUUGUUCCUUUCCGUGCCGUCUGGCAGGUAUACUCCCGAAGUCUUCCCUGACGGCUCGAUUGGAGAGCCAGGAGCGGAUCGCCAAAGAGGGGGAGGGCUGCCUAAAGAGGAGUUGAGGGUAGUGGAGAUGGCCUCUGACGGAGUAGUUCGCUAUGGAGCCGUACGUAGACGCCGACUCGGCAAAUGCACGGUCGUCAAAGUCAUCGUAGCACGGCUUGUGCAGAAGAAUUUGCCGUUCCAGACCCUCUUUUCAUUUAUUUCUUUUUCCCUCGUUGGUCUUUCGCAAGCGAUUGAUCCAUCAGACCCCAUUGCCAGUGGUGCGACAAACCAACCGAUCCGACACUCCCUAGUUCCAGUUUCUGACCCGGAUGUGCCGAGAAUAGACCUGAGGGCUACUAGAAAAUGGAGGGAAGCGGCCGCCGUUCCCGGGCACGCGGCUAGCUCGUGGGUUCUUUUUCUUGGUUGGAUGAGGACGACGGCACAUCCACGGCUCCAAUGGCCCACUGAUGUUCCUGCCACUCGCUACAGUCGGUGCACACUCAUCCGUUGGCACCGGUCACGAAUAAACUUCUUUGACAGCGGGAGUGCCGUGGAGAACGAGGCCUGUUACCAGCUGAUUAGAAACGCUGGAAAUGGAAUCAAGAAGGUGUGGGUGGUGGAAAAAGAGAGUUUCUCACUCGAUUUGUCAGAUCUCAAGGAAGACUCGAAGCUGGAAUCCACCACAACCACCAUACCAAGACAUGGGAUCAAGGCGUCAGCUGCAUUGGAGAGAGUUCACUGCAGCUCUGACAUGGUGGUAGUAUCAGCGACAGGCCGCGUCAACACGACGUAUCCGGCCUCUAGGAUGAGCGAUGGAGCUUUCCAGAUCUGUGGAAGGGGUAGUACAAGGAAAAUCCAAGUAACUCUAGCUGAGCACAUUUAUCAGGUGGUACUGAGGCUAAUCCUGCGGUGUAGCCAUUAUCGCGGCAUCAUCGCCUCUAUCCCCUUAAAGGGAUUCGCAAGCGCAAAAACGAAGCGGGGGGAGGAUGGUAACUUCGUGAUACCAAGUAAUGGGUAUUGGAUAGAUACGGUAAAUCCAUACAUCAGUUACCGCGCUGAAGACGGGGCACAGCAACUCCUUUGUCACACUAAACCCAAAGAGAUAAUCGGGGCAAUGCCCAGCCGGGCAUCUGGGAAAGAUCGGGGAACCCACAUGGUCCCCGAAGGGGAAGACAUAAACCCCGAUCAGAGAGGGCAUCCAAUCACGGGCUUUCCUGCCAAUUCUUGCUGCGUCCUGUAUGUACCCUUCAACACAUUCACCACUCCCUCACCCCUCCCCUCUUCUCAAAUCUCCACCUCCAUCAGAUACCGCGCGACGUCAUGGGUCUCUAACCAUCUACUCCAUACUAGCUAA
Molecule: messenger RNA, 1887 nt
Organism: Aspergillus welwitschiae
Lineage: Eukaryota; Fungi; Ascomycota; Eurotiomycetes; Eurotiales; Aspergillaceae
Exons: 15
Coding region: 1-1887 (628 amino acids)
Source: RefSeq, a predicted model, not a curated record